Messenger RNA from Emericellopsis cladophorae, 459 nucleotides. RefSeq lists its product as uncharacterized. NCBI's taxonomy places the organism in Eukaryota, Fungi, Ascomycota, Sordariomycetes, Hypocreales, Bionectriaceae. The record is from RefSeq and is a predicted model, not a curated record. The transcript has a single exon. The coding region runs from base 1 to 459 and encodes 152 amino acids.
AUGGAAGAGCGCACAGUGCACCACCUCCCUCCCCACAAGAUGAACCGCAUCGCCGUCUGGCGCGACGAGGUCGCCAUCGCCGCCGAGCCCGAGCCCAUCUCCCCCACGCCGUCCGCCCCCAGCAUGGCCGCCUCGUCAGGCUCCGGCUCCGGCUCCUCGUCAGGCGCCUCCUCUGUCCACACCCGCCCACGUCGCAGCCUGUGGCGUCGUUUGACCCGUCGCCUCUCCGGUAUGGGGGGCGCCGCCGCCAACAAGGGCCAAGGCGAGGAUGCCUGGGACCACAGCACCCGAACCGAAAUGUACCGCGAGGAGAACACGGUGCACCACCAGACCCGCGACUACGAAUAUGACCACGCACAGGAGCCGCAGAGGAGCGACCACGGCGGCGGCGGCGGCGGCCUCAAGGACAGGCUGGACAGGCUGGAGCGAGCAGCGCGCCUUCUGGGGCGUGCCGAUUGA